AAGGAUGGACAGGGCAUCCACAGCCUCUCUGGGCAGCUGUUCCAGCACCUCACCGCUCUCAUAGCAAAGAACCAACAACGUGAGGUGAGUUUGGCUUGGUUGCAGAGCCAGAUGGGAAUCCAGGAGGAUCCUUGCAUGCAGCCAUGCUGCUUUGCUUCUCCUCUUCAUCCCUCCAAGCCUUUGGAAUGGGGUUCCCCAAGGCAGAGCACCCUUUUGCUGGCUCCAUCCCACCCUACAGCACUGGGAGCCCGAUGUGAGCAUCGCUGCCUCUUCCAGUCCUUCUGGGUCAGUUCUGAAAUAGAGAACAGCCCUUCACCCCCAGUUCACUUAGUCCUUUUCAAAGCACUGUGGUUUUUUGUUCCGUUUCCUUUAAAUAAUGUUCCACAAAGUUGAAACCGUAGGGCUGGUGCUUUUUUUUUUUUUUUUUAACCCAAAAUGAGAAAACUGAAAGAUGAACACGCUACGUUGUGGUUUGGAUGGCAGAGUUGAGCAGAUUUCUGUGCUGGAGACUGCAGGGCUCUCCAGCCAAGUGGUCGUGGAUGGAGAACACGGUGGGUGGUGGCAGAGCUGGGUUGGUCCAUGCAGGUAUUCAGGGGAUGAUCUUUGCAUUGUGCCAUAGGGCUGCGUCAGCUCCAAUCUCCACCACUGCACUUCCGGCACUGCCUUAAUUUUUGGGCAAGUCUCUCUGUAGGUACAAUAGCUCGAAACAGUUUUGUUCCCUGGAGAGAGAGGCUUUGAGGUUUGAACAUUUAUAAAACGCUUUGAGAUCUGUAGAUAAAGGAGAACCAGACAAUAAGCAGCAAACGGAGCCGGAGCCGUGCCAGACAAAUCCCCCAUAUCACCACAACAGAGCCGGGCAGGAUGGGGUGGGGAUGGCUUUUGUUAGAGGGCAAACAGCCUUUCCAAAGCUGCCAUGUGGACGUGAUCGGAGGGGUGCAGCCAAGCCCUGACCUUGGCCAUUCACAGUGCUGGUGCCAAGGGGAUCAGAGCUGUGGCUAAGGGCGCUUUCAGCUUUUCCCUGCAUUUCUCAUUGCCUGGGAUGCUCUCUGCCUGUUUUGCUCCAUGCUCUCAACUCCCCAGGCAGGGCAUCAUAAAACCCCCCCCCGGUAAACUUAAUCCACGCCAUAAACCUCGUUAACUUUCUUUUAAGUGCCUCUGCCUGUCCUUAGAGUGAACUCUGCCGUCCCCAAACAAAGGCAGCGGCGGUGGGCAGGGACGGGGCGGCCGGAGGAGGAGCGCAGGGAUGGGACACUGAGCUCAGGACUGCAGCUGUGUUGUGGACAUGGCAGCACUGCACGGACUGCACAGGGGUUUGGAUGAAAGACCGGGAUCAGGUUCCUGGGGAACGGGAGAUCAAAACAGCUCCACGUUUGACCAAGGAAGGCAGAGCUAUGGUGAAGGCCCCCACUAUGGUGAGCACCGGGACCUGCCGUCGCACAACAGCUUGUCUUCAUCUCCAUUCCUGGGACCUGGACUAGUGGGGAAGAGCGGUGAAAGAGCCUCGUACUCCACUUUUGGAAGAGACGCCGGGAUGCCAGGGCUGAGCCAGACUGGUUUCCUGCCCAGCGAAAUGGGAAUCGCCAGUCCGAGCACGCUUUCCCCCACUGGAGUGAAGGGGGGGUCUCAGUAUUUUUCUUACCCCAACAAUCCUCGCAGGAGAGGUGCUGAGAGCAUCAUAGCAGAUGGACAGCCCAAAAAGGUUCGGAAGGUGCCUCCUGGACUCCCCUCCUCGGUGUAUCCAUCCAACUCAGGUGAUGACUACAGCAGGGAUCCGGCUGGAUAUACCCCCUCGAAACCUCCCAGCACUGUGUACCCCGGAGCCUUCUAUAUGGCAGACGGGCUCCACAACUCGCCAGACCUGUGGAGCUCCCCCAGUGCCAUGAGCCAGUCCAGCUACGGGGCCAUGCUGGGCAGUUCCUCCUCCCCUCUCCCGCAGUCCGCCAGCUUCAACAGUUUACAUCAGCACGAACGCAUGAACUACCAGCUGCAUUCAGGAGAGGUGAAUGGCGGGCUGCCCUCCGUGUCAGGCUUCUCCUCUGCCUCCACCCCAUACGGCGUCUCCAGCCACACGCCGCCGAUCAGUGGGACCGACACCAUGAUGGGUAACAGAGGAACCACGGCUGGGAGCUCGGGAGACGCUCUUGGGAAGGCACUAGCUUCAAUUUAUUCCCCAGAUCACUCUAGCAAUAACUUCUCAUCAAACCCCUCCACACCGGUCGGCUCCCCACAGGGCCUUGCAGGCACAUCCCAGUGGUCUCGAGCGGGCGGACAGGGUGCCUUAUCUCCCAGCUACGAAGGGAGCCUCCACACUUUACAAAACAAAAUGGAAGACAGGUUGGAUGAAGCCAUCCACGUGCUGAGGAAUCAUGCCGUGGGCCAGACGGCCGCCAUGCCAAGCAACCACGGGGACAUGCAUGGACUGCUGGGCUCUGCACCCGCACACAGUGCUGCUGUGGGCAGCCUGGGCCAGGCCUUCCCUGCCUCUGUCAUGUCCCUGGGGGGUCGACACCCCAGCCUGGUGGGAGGAGGUCACCCUGAAGACGGGCUGUCCAGCACCCCCAGCAUGCUCCACAACCAUGUCACACUUCCAUCACAGCCCAGCUCACUCCCCGACCUCAACAGGCAGCAGGACACGUACAGUGGUUUGUCAGGGGGGCUGGGGCGAAGCAGCGUCUCCUCAGGAACCAACGAGAUAAAGAGGGAAGAGAAGGAGGAUGAGGAGAACACAUCAGUGGCAGAUAACUCUGAAGAGGAGAAGAAGGAGCUGAAACCCUCACGGAAUAGAACAAGUCAAGAUGAGGAUGAGGAGGACGAUCUUCUUCCCCCAGAGCAAAAAGCCGAGAGAGAGAGAGAAAGGAGGGUCGCCAAUAAUGCCCGUGAGCGCCUGCGGGUCCGGGACAUCAACGAGGCCUUUAAAGAGCUCGGACGCAUGUGCCAACUCCACCUAAACAGCGAAAAACCACAGACCAAACUGCUAAUCCUCCACCAGGCCGUAUCAGUCAUACUGAACCUGGAGCAACAAGUUAGAGAGCGCAAUCUGAACCCCAAAGCAGCUUGCUUGAAGCGUCGGGAAGAGGAGAAAGUGUCCGGAGUGGUGGGAGACCCCCAGAUGACACUUUCAGCUUCUCAUCCUGGUCUUGGAGACGGUCACAACCCCGUUGGACACAUGUAAAGAUCCUUUUGUUCGUCUGGACACAGAGAUCCGUAGGAUGCAAAUCCUAGCUGUGAUCUGCGACCUUCCCGAACCAUAAACUUUAGUCCUGCUCAUACUGACACACGUGGACGGAUCCUGGCGUGACGUAAGGGGUGGAAAAAACACUUUGUCUGAAACGAAAACAAACAAACAAAAAAAUUGCCUUAAGUAUAAAGCGCGGAACAGUCAAUACAUAUCACUCAGUUAGGAGGGGGUGGCGUGUUCUCUUGGCUUGUUCACAAGCAGCCAGCAGCAAAAUUGUGCCUAAGCUUCAUAUUUCUCUCUCUCUCUCUCUCUUUUUUUUUUUUUUUUUU
Phasianus colchicus (ring-necked pheasant) is the source of this 3507-nucleotide messenger RNA. The record is from RefSeq and is a predicted model, not a curated record. NCBI's taxonomy places the organism in Eukaryota, Metazoa, Chordata, Aves, Galliformes, Phasianidae.